AUGUCGCAACGAACGGAGCCGCCGUCGGACCCUGGCGUGAGAAGAAGGGCCUGCACCAAUUGUACUGUGGGCAAAGCCAAGUGCACCCCUUUCUCGCCUGACGAGUGUGAACGGUGCCACAGACUAGGCAAAGAGUGUCACUAUGCCAGUCUUGCAACUAGGCGUAGAAAACCGCAGUCAAACUCGCGUCUGCAGGUGCUCGAGCGCCAAGUGAGAGAAUUGGCGGCACGACAACGCUAUUCGCCUCGCCAGCCACCGAAUGUAAUGUCCAUAGGUUUGUAUAAUUCUGAUUCCAGCAGUUUUGCAACCUCCGAUACGUUACAAUGGCCUACCUCAACGGGCACUCCAAGCAGUGCAGAGCUGGUGGUUAGCCAGUCGUCCCGGGUCUCUCCAACGAGAGCCAGCAACAGUAGAAGACACACUGCAGAUAUCAUCGAUCGUGGUGUGGUGACUAAAGAAAUGGCACAAACCCUGUUGGAUCGAUUUCGCGACAAUGCUACUGAACAAUUCCCCUUUGUCGUUAUCCCUGCCGGAGCGUCACUGGAUUCGGUUCGACAAGAGAGCCCUUUCCUCUUUCUCGUUGUAGUAGCUACGAUGCUAUUCGACGACCCCUCCUUGCAACAUCAACUUGGGGAAGAUGUCCGCGAGCAAGCCUUACAUCGAAUUCUCUUGGGGGCUGAGAAGAGUCUAGACCUUCUUCAAGGCCUGCUCGUCUACACUACCUGGUACUGUCAUUUCUACCAAGCAGACAAGCAUCAAGAACUAUUGAUGUCACAACUAUGUGUCACGCUUGCCCACGACCUGGGCAUUAGCAAGAACAAGCGGCAACCAAGCGAUAAUCGGCCCCAGUGCAAGCCAAUCGCAGAGAUAGACCUGAGCCUUUCGCUUGCCAACGCGCAAAUGCGGGCUUAUCUGGGCACGUAUUGUGUUUCUUGCUUAGUAGCAUCGAUUCUCCGAAACCGUACCGCCUUACCCUACACCAAAUACGUGAGCCACUGCUGUCAGUCGUUAGCGGGUGUAAAAGAGUAUGCAACCGACGAAUUGAUUCCGCAUCUUGUACGAAGCCAAAGAUUAUCGCGGCUCAUUGCCGACACAUUCUCCUUUGACGACCUAAGCAAUGGUGACAUGCGAGGAGAAUUUAUCCUGACAUUGACUUCGGAUGCUUUCCUUCGAGAUGUCGAUGCCCUGCGGCUGGAGGUACCUCCACACUUCCAGAAGAACACUCUUCUAGACCUUGAGUUUCACUUUCUCCGUAUGAUGACCAAUGAAAUUGCCUUGCAUGCUGAGUUCUGGACUUCGGCAAACGGUUCGGAACAUCAAGCUCGACCUGACUCGAGUGGCCUUUUACUUACGAGGUCGAAAAUGCUCUGGAGCUCCUUGAACAGUUGCAAAGAGUUCAUACACACUUUCCUGGCUCUCCGAAACGAACAUCUAUUCUACUUGACCGCCUUCGUAUAUCCCAGAUUGUAUUCCGUCUUCAUCACUCUCGCCAGGUUGGUGUUUGCCGAGUUUGGCAGCACAGGUACGAGCAGCACGGAUCAAUCAGAAGACAUCCGGGACUUCCAAAGCUCCUCUUGGAGCACGCUGAGUGUUGCAAAGGAAGCCGAUUUCCUUCACUUGGCCAAAGAGGUCCUGGAAAAGUUCACUGCCGUUGCGAAGGACUACGUUGGCGCCGAUGGGAAGCCGGAUGCCAUGUCUAACUUCGCGUCUGCAAUGCGGAUACUGAUAUCAGGCUAUGAGCAGCAGAUGAACGACAAACAAAGAGCUUCUAAGAGGUCGGAGACUGUGCAUCCAGCAGACGGAAGAGCACAGGAGCCUGCUGGUACGGCGGUCGAUCUUAGUGCGUAUUCACCUGGCCAGGGUAUAGGUAAUGGCAGCGGAGGUAGUGGCAUCUUUGACAUGCCGGCGUUCGCAUGGGAUUCGCCCACUCGAAUGGCUUGGGAUGAUAUGUUGGAGACUUUCACCAUGGGUCCAUUCUCGUAG
This is a messenger RNA of Exophiala xenobiotica, 1983 nucleotides long. RefSeq lists its product as uncharacterized. NCBI's taxonomy places the organism in Eukaryota, Fungi, Ascomycota, Eurotiomycetes, Chaetothyriales, Herpotrichiellaceae. The coding region runs from base 1 to 1983 and encodes 660 amino acids. Gene Ontology annotation, cellular component: nucleus. Gene Ontology annotation, biological process: regulation of DNA-templated transcription. The record is from RefSeq and is a predicted model, not a curated record. The transcript has 4 exons. Gene Ontology annotation, molecular function: transcription cis-regulatory region binding; zinc ion binding; DNA-binding transcription factor activity, RNA polymerase II-specific.